UAGGCUCUCAUCACGGGGUACUUCUUCUUCAUGUGGUAUUUUCUGAAUGUGAUCUUCAACAUUCUGAACAAGAAGAUCUAUAAUUACUUCCCGUAUUCGUACUUUGUCUCUGUCAAACAUCUAUUUGUCAGAGUGGUGUACUGUCUGGUGAGCUUGAUAGUUGGGCUUCUUAAACGCGCUCCCAUCGAUUCCAAUAUUUUGAAAUUGCUUAUCCCAGUUGGGGUUUGCCACACUAUUGGUAAUGUCACAAGCAAUGUUUCAUUUGAUGUCGUUGCAGUCUCCUUCACCCACACAAUCAAAGCUUUGAAACCUUCCUUUAAUGCGGCAGCCUCACAAUUCAUUCUUGACCAACAGAUUCCCUUAACAUUGUGGUUUUCACUGACACCAGUUGUGUUUAAUGUCUCUAUGGCCUCUUUAACUGAGUUGUCAUUCAACUGGACUGGCUUUAUUAGUGUUAUGAUUUCUAAUAUCUCCUUCACCUAUAGAAGCAUUUAUUCAAAGAAAGCAAUGACUGAUAUGGACAACACAAAUUUAUAUGCUUACAUUUCAAUCAUUACACUGAUUGUUUACAUUACUCCUGCAAUAAUCUUUGAAGGACCUCCGUUGCUUCAACAUGGCUUCAAAGCAAAAGUCGGUUUAAAUAAGUUCAUCACAAAUCUAUUCUGAGUAGGCAUGUUUUAUCACCUCGAUCGACCAAGAGAGUAA
Phalaenopsis equestris is the source of this 705-nucleotide messenger RNA. Its product is annotated as triose phosphate/phosphate translocator TPT, chloroplastic-like. The transcript has a single exon. The record is from RefSeq and is a predicted model, not a curated record. Gene Ontology annotation, cellular component: Golgi apparatus. Lineage: Eukaryota; Viridiplantae; Streptophyta; Magnoliopsida; Asparagales; Orchidaceae. Gene Ontology annotation, molecular function: antiporter activity.